AUGUCCUGGCUGCUGCCCCGGCUGCUUCUCCUCCUCUCCAUCCAGGGCGCCCUGGCCCUGAAGAUCUGCUCUUUCAAUGUGAGGUCCUUUGGGGAAAGCAAGAAGGAUAACCAGAACAUCAUGGACAUCAUCGUGAAGAUCAUCAAGCGAUGUGACAUCAUGCUCCUGAUGGAAAUCAAAGACAAUAACAACAUGAUCUGUCCCAUGCUGAUGGAGAAGCUGAAUGGAAAUCUAAGGAGAGGCACAACAUACCGCUAUGUGAUUAGCUCUCGACUGGGAAGAAACACAUAUAAAGAACAGUACGCCUUUCUCUAUAAGGAAAAGCUGGUGUCUGUGAAGAAAAACUAUCUCUACCAAGACGAUCAGCAUGGGGAUGAAGAUGUGUUUUCCAGGGAACCCUUUGUGGUCUGGUUCCAGUCACCACACACUGCCAUCAAGGACUUUGUGAUUGUCCCCCUGCACACCACUCCUGAGACAUCUGUUAAAGAGAUUGACGAGCUGGCUGAUGUCUACAUGGAUGUGAAAAGACGUUGGAAAGCUCAGAAUUUCAUUUUCAUGGGUGACUUCAACGCCGACUGCAACUAUGUCCGCAAGAAGGCCUGGAAGGACAUUCGCCUGAGAACUGAUCCCGGCUUCGUCUGGCUGAUCGGGGACCAGGAGGACACCACAGUCAAGGAGAGCACCAACUGUGCAUAUGACAGGAUCGUGCUUAGAGGACAAGAGAUUGUCAACUCUGUUGUUCCCAACUCAAACGGAGUCUUCAACUUUAGGGAAGCUUAUAAGUUGACAGAAGAGGAGGCCCUGGAUGUCAGUGACCACUUCCCGGUUGAAUUUAAACUACAGUCUUCAAGGGCCAACAGCAACUACAAAAAAUCAAUCACUCCAAAGAAGAAAAAAAAGGCCAACAGCUCCUAG
Messenger RNA from Elephantulus edwardii (Cape elephant shrew), 915 nucleotides. RefSeq names its product deoxyribonuclease I-like 3 (gene DNASE1L3). Gene Ontology annotation, biological process: apoptotic DNA fragmentation; programmed cell death involved in cell development. NCBI's taxonomy places the organism in Eukaryota, Metazoa, Chordata, Mammalia, Macroscelidea, Macroscelididae. The transcript is spliced from 8 exons. Gene Ontology annotation, molecular function: DNA nuclease activity. The record is from RefSeq and is a predicted model, not a curated record. The coding region runs from base 1 to 915 and encodes 304 amino acids. Gene Ontology annotation, cellular component: nucleus.